AAUUAGAGCAUAUGGUUUAGUGUUAAUCUAUGCAAAAAUUUAUCUUCUCCGUCCGCAAAAAUUCUUUAAAGCAUUGGAUCGAGUUUUAAAAAGGUAUCCGCGCCAGAGCUUAAUUUAAUCAUUUUCAUUUCUUCAUCAUUCAUCAUCUUCCUCACAGUCUCGAAACCCUAGUUUUGUACCCAAUAACAACUUUCUGGGUUUAGAAAUGCCUCGGGAGAUAAUUACGCUUCAGGUUGGACAAUGUGGGAAUCAGAUCGGUAUGGAGUUCUGGAAACAGCUUUGCCUCGAGCACGGUAUCAGUAAAGAUGGUAUUCUCGAGGACUUCGCUACUCAGGGAGGUGAUAGAAAAGAUGUGUUUUUUUACCAAGCGGAUGACCAACACUAUAUCCCACGAGCUCUCCUCAUUGAUUUGGAGCCUAGAGUCAUCAAUGGUAUUCAGAAUGGUGAUUACCGCAAUCUCUAUAAUCACGAGAAUAUCUUCGUUGCUGACCAUGGUGGUGGUGCUGGUAAUAACUGGGCCAGUGGUUAUCACCAGGGGAAGGGUGUUGAAGAGGAAAUCAUGGACAUGAUUGAUCGAGAAGCUGAUGGAAGUGACAGUCUUGAGGGUUUUGUUCUUUGCCACUCUAUUGCUGGAGGCACUGGCUCAGGUAUGGGAUCUUAUUUGUUGGAGACUUUGAAUGAUCGCUACAGCAAGAAGUUGGUUCAGACAUACAGUGUCUUUCCCAAUCAGAUGGAAACGAGUGACGUUGUUGUCCAGCCCUACAACUCACUUUUGACGCUUAAGCGGCUUACAUUAAAUGCUGAUUGUGUUGUUGUCCUUGACAACACUGCUUUGGGAAGGAUUGCUGUGGAGCGUCUACAUCUGACAAAUCCUACCUUUGCUCAAACGAAUUCUCUAGUGUCUACUGUGAUGUCUGCUAGCACAACAACACUGCGUUAUCCAGGAUACAUGAAUAACGACCUCGUUGGCUUGCUUGCAUCUUUGAUCCCAACACCAAGGUGUCACUUCCUCAUGACUGGAUAUACACCAUUGACUGUUGAGCGCCAGGCAAAUGUCAUUCGUAAAACUACUGUGCUGGAUGUUAUGAGAAGACUUCUACAGACAAAAAAUAUCAUGGUUUCGUCUUAUGCUAGAAACAAAGAAGCUAGUCAGGCAAAGUAUAUAUCAAUAUUGAAUAUAAUUCAAGGAGAAGUCGAUCCCACUCAGGUGCAUGAGAGUUUGCAGAGGAUACGAGAAAGAAAGCUUGUUAAUUUCAUUGAGUGGGGACCUGCAAGCAUACAGGUUGCUCUUUCCAAGAAGUCCCCAUAUGUUCAAACUGCCCAUAGGGUCAGUGGUCUUAUGUUAGCAAGCCACACUAGUAUCAGGCACCUAUUCAGCAAAUGUUUGAGCCAAUAUGAUAAGUUGAGGAAGAAGCAAGCUUUUCUAGACAAUUACCGGAAGUUUCCCAUGUUUGCUGACAAUGAUCUUUCAGAGUUUGACGAAUCAAGGGACAUAAUUGAGAGUUUGGUAGAUGAAUACAAGGCCUGUGAGUCUCCAGAUUACAUCAAAUGGGGAAUGGAGGACCCUGAACAGCUUAUGACUGGUGAAGGCAAUGCUUCAGGAGUUGUUGAUCCGAAGUUGGCGUUCUGAUUAUUAUAUAAAAACAAAAACCAGAGUAAGUCGCAUGAAGUUUCACUUUUAACUGAGAUAUUUCAGGUGAUCAUAGGAUUACUUAAAAAUGGGUUUUGGUAGGAGCAGUAGUAAGUGUUGGCACGUAAAACCUUGGAAUAGUGGUAUGAUGUGGAUGAGUUUUUUAGUCUGUUAGAUGAAUGUGUGUUUCCUGGGAUUGAGAGCACACAAAGUUGCAUCUCCUCACUCCUCAGGAGAAGGAAUCUAGAAUUGUAAUAUUUAUGGGUGUUUUAGCUCAUGUCUCUGUGAUCGGAGUAUCAUGUUCUCCAUGUGUGGUUAAAAGACUCGAAAACUCUAGAAAGCAAGAAGCAUGUUGUGUUGAUGAAGGAAUUGGGUUUAAUGGAUUCUAUUUUCUUUGUAUAUAUGCUGUGAUCUAAACUUUUACUAGUGCCGUGUUGAUCAUAGUAAAUUCUAUCGGUCAACUCUCCUUUGAGUUUCUUUUUGCAUACGACGCCGUUCUGGAAGCAAAUCAAACUUAAC
Molecule: messenger RNA, 2149 nt
Organism: Arabidopsis thaliana (thale cress)
Lineage: Eukaryota; Viridiplantae; Streptophyta; Magnoliopsida; Brassicales; Brassicaceae
Gene: TUBG1
Product: gamma-tubulin
Exons: 10
Coding region: 206-1630 (474 amino acids)
Biological process (GO): cytokinesis by cell plate formation; stomatal complex morphogenesis; response to nematode
Cellular component (GO): cytoplasm; gamma-tubulin complex; microtubule organizing center
Molecular function (GO): GTP binding
Source: RefSeq, marked reviewed